Messenger RNA from Sceloporus undulatus (fence lizard), 612 nucleotides. It is a transcript of the gene OSTN, whose product is annotated as osteocrin. Gene Ontology annotation, biological process: hormone-mediated signaling pathway. Lineage: Eukaryota; Metazoa; Chordata; Lepidosauria; Squamata; Phrynosomatidae. The record is from RefSeq and is a predicted model, not a curated record. The coding region runs from base 1 to 612 and encodes 203 amino acids. The transcript has 3 exons. Gene Ontology annotation, molecular function: signaling receptor binding.
AUGGGGAAUAGGAUUGGGUUCCAAUGGCUGCACUUUCCUACCCUUAUUCUGAAUGAAGAUGUGGUCACGACCUUCUGCAUUCAGCUCUUAUGCCUGCUGGCCAUCCUUGGUUGUCCAAAGUGGAACAGGUUAGAAGUCCAGCACCCUUCCAUCAUCUCUCUUCUCCUUUUCCAGCAGCAUCUUGACUCUUCCCUGACACUGGGCAUGGGACAUCCUUCCCCCUCCAGUGAAGAGAAGUCGGCUGCAGACCUGGCUGCAAAACUCCUGCUCUUGGAUGAGUUGGUGUCCCUUGAAAAUGAUGUCAUCGAGACCAAGAAGAAGAGGAGUUUCUCAGGGUUCGGUGCCCCUCUGGACAGGCUGUCAGCUGGUUCAGUGGACCUGAAGAGCAAGCCAAGGAAAGUUGUGGAAGUUCCCAAACGAAGGUUUGGAAUCCCUCUAGACCGGAUUGGAGCAAACCGUCUGAACAACUCCAGAGGUUUGUCUACCCAUCUCGAAGCUAUGUCCAAGACAUCUCGCAUUGCAGGAGAUGCUCCGGUGAUCCCCAAACUUGUGUCCUUAAGCAAGAAAUCCAAAAAUUGUACCUCUCCUGUUUCAACCUCCAACAAACUAUAG